AGCAAGGAAACCCAACUUAAGCGAAAAGCAAUAGAAUUCAAAGAGAGAGUUUCUUGUUCUGUAUUUUUUGAUUUGAUCAUUUCAAUCUUCAAUUUUUUUUUAUAUAUCCACCAAUCCGCAAAGUGCAAAUUUCUAAUCUUUCACGUAUUGGGUUCUUCUCUUUUCCCUCUUCGUCUCCGAUCGAUCCAAUUCUCUUCCCAUGGCUACGAUCGGACACAACAAUCUCAAUGCCAAAUUGGUUCUUCUCGGGGACAUGGGUGCUGGGAAAUCCAGCCUCGUUUUGCGCUUUGUCAAGGGUCAAUUUCUCGAAUUUCAGGAAUCAACAAUAGGGGCAGCGUUCUUUUCACAGACGCUGGCAGUAAAUGAUGCGACAGUGAAGUUUGAGAUUUGGGACACAGCAGGACAAGAGAGGUACCAUAGCUUGGCUCCCAUGUAUUACAGAGGCGCUGCUGCUGCUAUCAUUGUCUAUGACAUCACUAGCUCGGACUCCUUUACCCAAGCUAAGAAGUGGGUCCAAGAGCUUCAAAAACAAGGGAAUCCUAAUAUGGUCAUGGCUCUUGCUGGUAACAAAGCUGAUUUGGAAGACAAGAGGAAAGUGACAGCUGAAGAAGCACGUGUAUAUGCUGAAGAAAAUGGUUUGUUUUUCAUGGAGACCUCUGCCAAAACUGCAUCCAACGUGAAUGAUAUAUUCUAUGAAAUAGCCAAGAGGUUACCAAGGGCUCAGCCAGCUCAGAACCCAGCAGGAAUGGUUCUUGUUGACAGACCCGCCGAAGGAACUAGGGCUGCAUCAUGUUGUUCAUAAGUAUUUGAGCUGUAUUUGCACCCCCCAAUCCUUUUUAAUUAAUCAUGUUUUCUUUGGGUUGUAUGUACUACACACUUUGAUGUCACUGUUAUGUGGAGCUCCAACAAGUGGUAUGGGCUGCAAUUUACAAAACACAACAACUUGAUGGUGCAAAAUAUAUCCUUUGGAUGUGUACUUUGUCCCGUGAUUUGUUUCAUUGUUUGGGUAUAUGAGGUGAAAAGGCAUUAAUGUUAAGCUUCA
Messenger RNA from Glycine soja, 1042 nucleotides. RefSeq names its product ras-related protein RHN1-like. Gene Ontology annotation, molecular function: GTP binding; GTPase activity. The coding region runs from base 200 to 802 and encodes 200 amino acids. The record is from RefSeq and is a predicted model, not a curated record. The transcript is spliced from 7 exons. Lineage: Eukaryota; Viridiplantae; Streptophyta; Magnoliopsida; Fabales; Fabaceae.